Molecule: messenger RNA, 5968 nt
Organism: Clarias gariepinus (North African catfish)
Lineage: Eukaryota; Metazoa; Chordata; Actinopteri; Siluriformes; Clariidae
Gene: sin3aa
Product: SIN3 transcription regulator family member Aa
Exons: 21
Coding region: 345-4163 (1272 amino acids)
Biological process (GO): negative regulation of transcription by RNA polymerase II
Cellular component (GO): chromatin
Molecular function (GO): transcription corepressor activity
Source: RefSeq, a predicted model, not a curated record
UUCCAUCAAUCCAGAGCCAAUCGGGAAGGCGUUAAGGAAAAAAGGCCACGCCUCUCGACAAACAGCCCAACUGGGUUGUUUUCAGAAGAGAAAUUUUCGGUCCAUUUUUUUGUAUUGCGCGUUAUCAUAAUUGUUUUUAAAUAUUUAACCAGAUGUCGUGUUUUAUUGCCAGCGUGCCUUUUGAACCGGCUGCGCGCACACUUUCACAUGGAGCAGUGUUUUAGUAUCGAAACAGUUUUAAGUUAAUUCGGUGUUUUGUUUGAAGUCGUGGUGGGAAGCUCAGCAACUCGACUAGCUUAGCAAUUGCCGAGGAGGUCUUCGUGCCCCCCGAGUAUGAGUUCAGAAUGAAGCGGCGUUUGGAUGAUCAGGAUGCGGGUUUCGCAGCGCAGCAGCGCAGGCUCCCAGGAGGUGCAGAGGGCUUCCAGCACAGGGUUCUGGCUCCAGCGCCAACAGUGUACGAGGCUGUGACCGAAAGCGUUCAGCCCACCUCUGGCAUCCAGUACCCUGUUCCCCCGGGCUACCAGGUUCCUGCUGUGUCUCAGAGCUCUGGAGCGCAUGGCCACACUCCAAACCCUGCUGCUGCUCACGGCAGCUCCCAUCACCACAGCCCCGCUGUACAGUCUCACGGCCCUGCGCUAGUCCAGAGCCACAGUCACCCACCCAACCCCACUACUGCCCCUACACCUGGCCAGCAGCAGUUCCAGAGGCUGAAGGUGGAGGAUGCUCUGUCCUACCUGGACCAGGUGAAGCUGCAGUUUGGAAGUCAGCCCCAGGUUUACAAUGACUUCCUGGACAUCAUGAAAGAGUUUAAGUCUCAGAGUAUCGACACACCAGGUGUGAUCAGCCGAGUGUCCCAGCUGUUUAAAGGCCACCCCGACCUCAUAAUGGGCUUCAACACCUUUCUACCACCUGGAUACAAAAUCGAGGUGCAGACCAACGACCUGGUGAACGUAACAACGCCAGGCCAGAUCCACCACAUCACACCACAUGGAAUCUCGGUGCAGAAUAUACCCACAACAACUCCAGCACAGCACCAGAGUCACCCAAGUGCACAAGCGUCCAGCACAGGCACCGCUCCCUCCACACAGCCUUCUCAGAAGAACAAGCCUUUGCAGUCUCCAGCCCUCACUCCCAGCAGUCAGCCCAACCCGUCCAUCCCGCCGUAUGCCUCGCCCCGUUCUCCGCCGCUCCACCCCCACACCCCCAUCAGCAGUACCCCCAACGCCCCACCACUGCAAAACAACCAGCCUGUGGAGUUUAACCACGCCAUUAACUACGUCAACAAGAUUAAGAAUCGCUUCCAAGGCCAACCAGACAUCUACAAAGCCUUUCUGGAGAUCCUGCACACAUACCAGAAGGAGCAACGUAACGCUAAAGAGGCGGGGGGAAAUUACACACCAGCUCUGACUGAGCAGGAAGUUUACGCUCAGGUGGCACGGCUCUUCAAAAACCAGGAGGACCUCCUCUCGGAGUUUGGGCAGUUUUUGCCAGAUGCCAGCAGCUCUGUGCUGCUGGGCAAGACUACAGCGGAGAAAGCAGAAUCUGUGCAGAACGAUCAUGGAAGUACAGUAAAAAAACCACAGCUGAACAACAAGCAGAGGCCAAACCAGAACGGCUGCCAGAUUCGCAGACACUCCGGCUCUGCUGCAACCACACCACCGGUAAAGAAAAAGUCAAAGUUGCUUCAGAAUCAGAAGGAGAGCUCUGUAGCAGAGGCCAGCAAGCAUGGAGUCGGCACAGAGACUCUCUUCUUUGAGAAGGUGCGGAAAGCCUUACGAAGCGCUGAGGCUUAUGAUAACUUCCUGCGGUGCCUGGUUAUCUUUAACCAAGAAGUGAUUUCACGAGCUGAGCUCGUGCAACUGGUGCUGCCUUUCCUGGGGAAGUUCCCAGAAUUGUUCACAUGGUUCAAGAACUUCCUGGGUUACAAGGAGAUGUCCCAUUUAGAGAGCUACCCCAAAGAGCGGGCAACAGAGGGCAUCGCCAUGGAGAUAGACUACUCGUCGUGCAAGAGGCUGGGGUUCAGUUACAGAGCACUGCCUAAGAGCUACCAGCAACCCAAAUGCACAGGAAGAUCACCGCUGUGUAAAGAGGUGCUGAAUGAUGUGUGGGUUUCAUUCCCGUCUUGGUCAGAGGACUCGACUUUUGUCAGCUCUAAGAAGACACAGUACGAGGAGCACAUUUAUAGGUGUGAGGACGAGCGCUUUGAGUUGGAUGUGGUUUUGGAGACAAAUCUAGCCACUAUUCGCGUGCUGGAGUCCGUGCAGAAGAAGCUCUCACGCAUGUCUGCUGAAGAACAGGCCAAGUUCCGACUGGACAACACGCUCGGUGGCACUUCUGAGGUCAUCCACCGCAAGGCCAUUCACAGGAUAUAUGGAGACAAAGCCAUGGACAUCAUAGAUGGAUUGAAGAAGAACCCUGCUGCUUCCGUCCCAAUAGUCCUUAAAAGAUUAAAGCUAAAAGAAGAUGAAUGGAGAGAAGCGCAGCGGGGCUUCAAUAAGAUUUGGCGCCAGCAGAACGAGAAAUAUUAUCUCAAGUCAUUAGACCACCAAGGCAUCAACUUCAAGCAGAAUGACACCAAGGUUCUCCGCUCGAAGACCCUCCUCAACGAGAUCGAGAGCAUUUAUGAUGAGCGCCAGGAGCAAGCCCCUGAGGAAAGCGGGACACCGGCGAGCGGCCCUCACCUCACCUUCACCUAUGAGGACCGGCAGAUCCAAGAGGACGCCGCUGCCCUGAUUAUCCACCAUGUCAAGAGACAAACCAGCAUCCAGAAAGAAGACAAGUACAAGAUCAAGCAGAUAAUGCACCACUUCGUCCCUGAUAUGCUCUUCUCUCAGCGAGGUGCUCUGUCAGACGCUGAGGAGGAAGAAGAAGAAGAGGAGGAUGUCGAGCUCGACGAAGGAGGCUCCAAAAAGCACAACGGUGUAACCGGGAGCCCCAGCAAAUCCAAGCUCCUUUUUACCAACACGCCAGCUCAGAAGUUGCGCUCCUGUGACGAUGCCUACAACCUCUUCUUCGUCAACAACAACUGGUACAUCUUCCUGCGCCUGCACCAGACGUUGUGCACGCGUCUCCUGCGUCUGUACACCCAAGCUGAGCGGCAAAUCGAAGAGGAGCUUAAGGAGCGUGACUGGGAGAGGGAGAUCCUCGGCCUCAAGCGGGAAAAGAACGACAACCCUGCCAUCCAGCUUCGGCUUAAGGAGCCCAUGGACAUAGAUGUCGAAGACUACUACUCUGCCUUCCUGGAGAUGGUGCGCAAUUUACUGGAUGGUAACAUGGAGGCAUCUCAGUACGAGGACUCACUGAGGGAGAUGUUUACCAUCCACGCCUACAUCGCCUUCACUAUGGACAAACUCAUCCAGAGCAUCGUCAGACAGCUGCAGCACAUAGUGAGUGAUGAGAUCUGCGUGCAGGUCACAGAUCUGUACAUGUCUGAGAGCAGUAGCAGCGCCACCGGUGGCUCGCUUUCCACGCAGGCCACCAGAUCCCCUGCAGAGUCAAGCUACCAGCGUAAAGCCGAGCAGCUCAUGGCUGAUGAGAACUGCUUUAAGCUGAUGUUCAUUAAGGGGUGUGGAAAUGUGCAGCUGACAAUCGAGCUUUUGGACACAGAAGAGGAGAACUCGGACGAGCAAGGAGAUACAGAGCGCUGGUCGGAUUACAUGGGCCGAUAUCUUGCUGCUGAUGUGACGUCACCAGAGCUGAGAGAGCACCUGGCGCAAAAGCCUGUUUUUCUUCCAAGAAAUCUACGGCGAAUCCGGAAGUGUCAGCGAGGGCGUGAACAACAGGAGAAGGACGCAAAAGACGCUGGAAAGAAGGAGAACCCGGAGAACAUGAAGAUGGAGUGCAUGUUUAAGCUCAACUCCUACAAGAUGGUGUACGUGUUCAAGUCUGAGGACUACAUGUACAGACGCACCGCACUGUUGCGAGCUCAUCAGUCACAUGAGCACGUGAGCACAAGACUGCAUCAGCGCUUCCAGGCCUGGCUGGACGGAUGGGUGAAGGAGCACGUGAGCCAGGACAUGGCCACCGACACCACCAAGUGGCUAAUGGGAGAAGGGCGAGAAGGGCUCAUCCCGUGCACUACGUCCUGCGACCCAGAGACGCUCUACUACAGAAACAUCAACAAGUACAGAGUGAAAUACAGCAGCAGCUACAAAACACCGUGACACGGUUGGCAUGAACGGGUUGGGUGGUUAUCCAUGAGUGUGCAGCCGAGGAAAUGGACUUGGCAACAACUUUUUAAGGUGCUCAGAAGCUCUAAUGUCAGUAGUGGUGGCUGCCGUACAUCUUUCUUUCUUUUUUUAUUUUUAAGCGUUAUUAAUUGAAUCUGUGCCCACGUUGCUAUCUGUGCCAAACCAUGGGGAUAAAAUUUGCAUCAAACAGCAUGAAGUUUAGUUUAAUGUAGGAGCAGAACCGUUGUAAUAGGGGUCCCGGUCCUGCCGAGCUUGUCACAGGCUAAAAAUAAAAUAUUUGACUCAUUCAGGCACAGGCCAGGCAAUAGAGAGAUUCAGUGCUGUGUCCUUUCUCUCUAAAUCACCUGAUAGAUGCUGUUGAACUUGAUGGAGAAAACUCGGGAAGGAAAUUAAUUAAGCUUGUGAUAAGUGCACUUAACAGAGGGAUAGACAAAGGUAUAAUAUACAAUCAUCUUGAGAUACAGUUUCAAAAAUGGAAAAGCACAGCUUUCAUCAUCCCGUGUUAAUGACAAAUUUAUACACAAAUUUAUAUCACAGUGAGACGUGAGCACAUAGGUUUGUCACCACCCUGACUGUGAACCUUAUAAAGUUGCUGGCAAAGGCCAAUGCCAAAACACCAGCUAGAGCGUACACACAUACACAAACAAGCAAAGUUACAAUGGACGUUUCAUGGAACAGUUCCCUGUUUGUAAAUAGCUCUGUAUAUAUAUUUUGCCAAACCUUUUUGCUCCUUUUUUAUGACCGAGACCUGCAUUGUUGUUCUCAUGGACCGUUACAGGCUUACUGUGGACAUUAGAAAGAGAGACGGCUAAAAAGGAAACAUGCAAGACAAGUUUAUUACUGUUUUUACCAAAGGGAGUUAAUUAUAAUGAUAGUCGUUUUUCUUUUUUCCCUUUAUUUCUUUUUCUCUUCUUUUCAUGUUUACUCCUUUCCCCCCCUCUCCUUUUUGUGUUUUUUUAAUAGUAAAGAAUUGUUCAUUUUGUAAAAGUAGAAAUGUAUCCAGGUUCUUGUUUUUGAAAUGUUUUUAUAAGAAAAGGGGAGGGAAAAAAAGACAAAACAUUUUAAUUUUUUGGAAGGUAAAAUUCAGGCUCCUUUUUCAGCACACCUUAAUCACUGCCUGUUUGGAUAAACAUCUGUUCUCUAGUCUGAACACUGAGGAAGCCGAGUGUUUAAGCUCACACCUUCCUCGGCUAUCCGGAGAAGCCCCGCGGAUGUUACUUGCUGCAUUCGUCUCGCGAGGUUUUCUUCUUCACCCUGGAUAGAUUUCUGCUGGAUGAUAAUAUAAAUAUAUAUAUAUAAAAAUAUAUGAAUUAUAUACAUUUUAAAAAUGAGAGUCACAAAAGCAUGUCUUUUUUUCUGUGAAUCAUAGCCCCUUUAUUUCGAUAUUAUUUAAGAUAAUAAUAAAAGGACAUUUGUAGCAGAUGCUUGGAGCAUUUCUUUCUGCGCAGUGUCAGAGAUUCAACCAUUAUUAGCUGAGCAAUGCCUGGUUUAGUCAGAAGAGGGAGCCAGAUGUUAGUUCUAUUUAUCACUUAAAGUGUCCAAUAUCCUGCCUGUGCAUUAAUGUUUAUGCAGCACUGCAGAGGAGAUGCAGUAAUCUCCUUUAUGUAUUUUUACUGUUUUUUGUUUUGUUUUUUUAAGUAGAGAGGAUGUGUAUUUUCAAGAAAACAUAUGUACAGCCAUAUAACCCAAUAGCACAGUUUUCAGUAUGUUGUAUUUUUACAGCAGCGGUGCAAGGUUUAAAAUGUUAGUAAUAAAAAAAAUAGCACAUGGACACCUGA